AUGGCUCCUGCUCCGCGAUCUCAUGCUAAGCGUCUACGAAGCCACAAAAUCCAGAAACCGAACAACAAGCGACAGAAAACCAAACCCAAUAAGCUCCCAUCCGUGGACAACAAGGCAUUAUGUCAACCAUCAUCGACACCAGCCACUCUGUCCGAAUUCAGUUUGUUCCCGAAGCUUCCACUGGAGCUGAGAUUGAUGAUCUUGGAGCUCGCUCUUUGCCAACCUCGUGUCUUACGUUUAUGGACGAUAUACCGAGCAUAUCCGGUGGUGUUGUCGGAUCCGGACAUAAUACCACCAAUGUUUCAUGUCAACUACGAAUCUCGAGACCGGGCCAAAAAGAUCUACGAAACGGUAACUCAAGCUGUUUGGACGCACCCCACCAAAUCAUCUUAUGCUGUCAAUCCCGCGGCUGACAUACUGUGUCUUGCAGGCCGUCUCGACAUUACCUGUUUCAAAGAAUUAGUAAAAGACUAUCCUGUCAUGUCCACCCUCAAACACCUGGCAUUUAGGGACCAUGUUCGUCCCUAUGAUCAGGCAGUUGGUCCAGAUAAUGGCGUUGAACUUCCACGUGAUUGCUUCCCAAAUCUAGAUCAAAUCACGAUCAUCAAGGAUAUUUGGCGGCUUGAAGGAGACGAUCACCUCCCACAAUCAGAGCGGAAUCAUAUCAGUAGAUGGAUACUUUGUCUUAGGAAGAUUUGGAGGGAAAAGCACGACAGAGAAUUACCGGCCAAAAUAACGAUUAUGGACCACAAGUCUUCGCUCACGUCAGCUCAUACUGUCUUUCACGAACUGAAGCCGGAUUUCUGCUAUGUGAAGCAGUUACAGGAGAUUGCGUCUCUCUACCCAAAGUAUUGUUAA
This is a messenger RNA of Glarea lozoyensis ATCC 20868, 858 nucleotides long. RefSeq lists its product as uncharacterized. The record is from RefSeq and is a predicted model, not a curated record. The transcript has a single exon. Bases 1 to 858 code for a protein of 285 amino acids. NCBI's taxonomy places the organism in Eukaryota, Fungi, Ascomycota, Leotiomycetes, Helotiales, Helotiaceae.